UGAUCGUUGAACCUCCAAGUGUCGGAUCAAUGACAGAUGAACACGGGCAUCAGAGGCCAGUGGCUUUUCUGGCGUACAGAGUGAAUGGGCAGUACAUUAUGGAGGGGUUGGCCUCCAGCUUUCUCUUCACCAUGGGAGGCCUUGGCUUCAUAAUUCUGGAUCGCUCUAAUGCGCCCAGCAUUCCCAAGCUCAACCGUUUCCUUCUGCUCUUCAUUGGCUUUGUCAGUGUGCUGCUGAGCUUUUUUAUGGCCAGAGUCUUCAUGAGAAUGAAACUACCUGGUUAUCUUAUGGGUUAAAGCUGCAAUAUUGCAAAUGCUACAGGCAGAGAUGAAAAAGAACAUACAGAAAACCAUGUUUCAUUGCCAAGGACUACAGUCUCAUUCAAAGUCUGAUAAAUUAUUUCCACUGGCAGAAUUUCCCUCACUUUUUUUUUUUUUUUGCAUACAUACAAUUUUGUCUAGUAGGACUCUUACCUUACUGGUUCAUAAAAAUGUGCUAAAUUUACUUCUCAACAUUGUUGAUAAACAUUUCCUUGUAAAAAGUCCACAGGAUGGUCAAUAUUAUAUCGAUAUAAUCCAGUUUGCAUAUCUCCUUAUAACUGUUAUUUUGUAGACGGCCUGUUCAUAAAUGUGGCUGCUUGAUGUGCAGUUUUUUCUAUAAUAAACAAAUACUUAACACAAAACUU
Messenger RNA from Sinocyclocheilus rhinocerous, 685 nucleotides. Its product is annotated as oligosaccharyltransferase complex subunit ostc-like. NCBI's taxonomy places the organism in Eukaryota, Metazoa, Chordata, Actinopteri, Cypriniformes, Cyprinidae. Gene Ontology annotation, cellular component: oligosaccharyltransferase complex. Bases 30 to 296 code for a protein of 88 amino acids. The transcript has 3 exons. The record is from RefSeq and is a predicted model, not a curated record.